CCUUCCCAUAAGAUCGUUUCAAUUGCAUACAAAUCCUUAUAUUAUUUCUAUAAUUUUGGUUAUACGUGUAUCUUUGACGUGCUUGGAAAAAUGCCCAUAAGACCACUUUCAACGGAAUUGCAGGAAAAAGCAGUUAAAGAGCUUAAUGAAGAACCAGGCAAGCAACAUGAUGCACUAGAGAAUAUUAGAGAAUGGCUGAAAAAACAACCACAUUUAAACGUCAGAGAAGACGAUCAAACAAUGGUUGCGUUCUUUCGUGGAUGCAAAUGGAACCUUCAGCGGGUAAAAGAGAAACUCGAUUACUUCUAUUCUAUAAAAUCAUUUGUACCAGAGUUCUUUGACGAUAGAAAUCCAUUUUCGCCUGCAGUACAGGACGCACUGAAGGCCGGGGCGGUGGUGCCUGUACCUAAGGUGGACAGUUAUUUAGGUCCUAGAAUUGUAUUGUUCAUUAUGAAGAAUGGUAGAAUGAACGGCAUUUCAUUCGCUGACAUGCUAAAGGUAUUUUUUAUGACGGUGGACAUAUUAAUGCAGGAAGACGACAAUUUCGUUAUAUCGGGAAUUUGUUUAUUGGUAGAUCAUAGUGACCUACCACUGGAUUACUUUUUGCAGUACACGCCGUCAAUUCUCAGGAAAUACGUUAUGUGUGUUCAGGAUGCCUACCCAUUGAGAAUUGACAGAAUCUUUGGCUUUAGUUCACCAACGGUGUUCGCAACUCUGUACAACGCUUUGGCUAAACCAUUUAUUUCCUCUAAACUGCAACCAAGGGUCAGUGUUCUCAGCGGCGACGCAUCAGAAACACUGCCAAGUAUUUUGUCCAAAGAGCUGUUACCAAUAGAAUACGGUGGAACUAACGGAACGGUUCGCGAUGCAGCAGAUGAAUGGAAGACCAAGGUUGAAAGUUACAAGGAAUGGUUUCUUGCCGAUCCGAACUACAUUACCAAUGAGCAACUUCGUCCACAGAAGCUAACGCACUUUGAGGAGAUAUUUUGCCCCGAUGGAACUUUCAAAAAAUUAGAUAUUGAUUAAUUCACACUCUGCAAGCUGCAACUUUUUAUUUUGGAAAUGUAAACAAAUUAAUUUGUAGAAUAGCAUAUCUAACUUUAAAUUAGAAAAUUUAGGACAGGGCAACGUAUGGCAUGCUUUAACUAUAUCCAUGAAUACUUUAUCACUUUUUA
Photinus pyralis (common eastern firefly) is the source of this 1175-nucleotide messenger RNA. Its product is annotated as clavesin-1-like. The transcript has 6 exons. Lineage: Eukaryota; Metazoa; Arthropoda; Insecta; Coleoptera; Lampyridae. Gene Ontology annotation, cellular component: membrane. Bases 91 to 1026 code for a protein of 311 amino acids. Gene Ontology annotation, molecular function: phosphatidylinositol bisphosphate binding. The record is from RefSeq and is a predicted model, not a curated record.